This is a messenger RNA of Cinara cedri, 13452 nucleotides long. The record is from the annotation of a GenBank genome assembly. Lineage: Eukaryota; Metazoa; Arthropoda; Insecta; Hemiptera; Aphididae.
GUGCCUCUCUGUAUGUUGUGUCUCACUGUGUCGUAAACACAGUAAGUUAAAAACUUAUAAAACUGCUCAAACCUUGAAGUGUAAUUCAGAAAUUUAUAAAAUUUAAAUUUCAAUCAAAACAGUCUGACCUUUCUAAUGAAUCUUCAAAAUGGUAAGUAUCAUGUAUCACUGUUCCUAUGAAUUCAUAAAUAAUGCUAGAUGAAUCGCUGCGCUCAACGUCGAUUGUUGACCAUAGUUCUUCCUCGCUAAACGGGGAACUUCGAGCCUUUGACAUAAUCCAGGAGAAUGGAGUAAAUCAUUAAAAAUGUACAAUAAUUCUAAGCGCAGAAAAAAUUAUUUGUUACGAUUAGGAAAAGUUGUCACAAAAAUUGUAUUAUAUUCAGUGAUUAGUUUUUUAAUGUGCAUAAUAUACCCCGUUUUGCAAUUUAUAGUUGAAGUAGUUGUGUUAUAUUGUUGAAAGACAGUUCUGACUCUAAUUUUGUUUGAUUCAUUUUUGAGGAACUAUAGGUUUUAACAUUAUACUUCUCUGUUUGGGUUUUGCCAAGUGAUAGGAAAUUGUUGAUAAAGGAAUAAGUACACAUUGUCUAAAUAUCAGUUAUGUAUUAUGAGUCUUACCUAUUAUAAUUCUAUUAUAUCACAUUAAAAACUUCAUUUGCCAUUAAAGUGAUGACCAAAUCGAGAUAACUAAAAAAUUAAUCAAAUAUUUUUAUUUUAUGUACCUAUCUGUGUUGUAAUUUUUGGUAGCGUACACUGUUAACAGAAUAAGUGCCUACCAUAGAAUAAUAAUAGCAGUAUCCACCAAAAUUCUCUAGGGAGGUUCGUAAAACAUCGAGAAGUAUUUAGAGGUAUUAGUAUUUUUUAUUGCUUUCUGGUUUACCGUUCCUUCAGUGAACUAAAUUCCAGUCAUGACCCAAUUAACAAAAUGCAAAAUUUAUUAACAUAAAUAAAAGUUAUUAGUCAACAAAUUUUUGAUGAGAAAAUCAUAUCAUAACUAUCCAUUUGUUCCUCAUAAAACAAUUUCCUCUUUUAGUUUUCAAUCUAAUGGGACACCAGAUUAAUUAUUGAUAAUAAACAUUAUCGAUCCAUUGCCUUUCGCCCCAGCUAUGUUAGUUGAUUACCCAUCAGAUGUAUUGAGUGAGAGGCAGUCAGAAGUAAAACAUUUUUGUGACAUAUUAGAUUGAUCAUCAGUGUUCUUAACUGUUACAAACAAUGGAAUUUACAUUGUUGUGAGUUAAAUAUCGUUUGUCAGAUAUCAACAAGAAAAUAACACCAAUUAUGCGGUUUGAAAAUAACUACACUAUAGCUAGAACUAUUUAUAGGCAAAUUUAUAGACACCAUUAAUUUAAAUAAAUUUUGAUCAGUGUGACAAUACAUUUUUAUUAUAUUUAAUUAUGAGAAAAAAAUAUUGAAUUAUUUUUUUGAACAUUAAAAAGUAUUGAAUGAUCAACUUUAUAACUUAAAUAUUAACUAACUUAAAACAGUGACUUACCCAAAGUAUGAAGAUUAAAUAAUGCGAGCAUAAAACAAUUGUCUACUUGAUAAUAUUAUUUUAAAUAAAUUUGUGUAAUUUUAUUAUAAUAAUAAUAACUAUUGUUUAACAGAGAAAAUACUGUACUCGAUAACAGAAACGACAAUUUAAGUGUUGCCAUUUUUUUUUUUAUUUUUGUUCAAUGAUAGUAGCUAUGAAAAAUUAAGCAAAAUUGUUGGGGAGAGUAAAUGCUUUGAAAUUAGCAGGGGUGAUGGUUGAAAAAUAGAGGUUGACAUACAUAAUAAAAAUAACUAUUGAUGACAUAUCAGUGAAAAUUCUCAAACAAUGGAAGUUUACUGUUUUAUUAUCAUUGAUAAAAAAUUAGUUAAGUAUAUGAAUUGUAAUUUAUUUUGUAGAGCUAAAAUCAAGUGACACCCAAAAACAUUUUGUACUCUAAAAAUAAUGGCGGCCAGUGACUCAAAAGCACCAAUCCGAACUGUCAAACGAGUACAGUUCGGAAUAUUGUCAGCAGAUGAAUGUGUUAGUAUACAAACUGUGUAUUUUGUAUUCAUAACUCACUACUUAGAUACCCUUUUAUUAUUUAAUAAAUUCUAAUAAAUAUCCUUUAAAACUAUAGCGUCGAAUGUCUGUCACUGAGGGAGGCAUUCGUUUUGCUGAGACGAUGGAAGGUGGACGACCUAAGCUCGGUGGACUUAUGGACCCUCGGCAAGGUGUUAUUGAUCGUAACUCAAGAUGCCAAACAUGUGCAGGUUAGUAAAAGUUCUGGUUAAUUGUUGUUAUAUGUUAUUUUAAAUUUUUAAAUUUCCAGGUAAUAUGACUGAAUGUUGUGGUCAUUUUGGCCAUAUUGAGUUGGCCAAACCAGUGUUUCAUAUAGGAUUUAUAACUAAAGCUAUAAAAAUUCUACGCUGUGUUUGUUUUUACUGUUCUAAAUUAUUAGUUAGCCCUGUAAGCAUAAUAUUGCCUAAAUGCUCUUAUUUUAAUAAUACUUAAUAAUGAUUGUAAUAAUUUUUUUAUUUAGACUCAUCCCAAAGUAAAAGAAAUUGUUAUGAAAUCAAAAGGACAACAAAGAAAACGUUUAGCAUUCAUUUAUGAUUUAUGUAAAGGUAAAAAUAUUUGUGAAGGAGGUGAUGAAUUAGAUAUUAAUAAGGACAAUGUCAAUGAUCCAAAUUUGCCUGUGAGUUAGAUAAUAAAAUAUGUUUAGGAAUAAAGGAUUAUCAGAUUUAUUUAUUAUUUGUGCUCUUUUUUUAUAGCCAAAAAAACAAGGCCAUGGGGGUUGUGGUCGUUAUCAACCCACUAUACGGCGUACUGGUUUAGACUUAACAGCUGAAUGGAAACAUGUUAAUGAAGAUUCACAAGAAAAAAAAAUACCUCUAACAGCUGAGCGGGUUUAUGAAAUUUUAAAACAUAUAACUGAUGAAGAGGUAGUGAUAAUGGGUAUGGAUCCUAAGUUUGCACGACCAGACUGGAUGGUUUUAACUGUUUUACCUGUUCCACCUUUACCAGUUCGUCCAGCAAUUGUGAUGUUUGGAUCAAUGAGAAAUCAAGUAACUAAAUUUUUAUCUUGUAUUAUAAAAUAUUUCUUCAUGCAUUUUUGUGUUAUAGGAUGAUUUGACCCACAAAUUGUCUGACAUUAUAAAAUGUAACAAUGAAUUAAUACGUAAUGAACAAUCUGGUGCUGCCACACACAUUAUAGCUGAAAAUAUCAGAAUGUUACAAUUUCAUGUAGCAACUUUAGUUGAUAAUGAUAUGCCUGGUCUGCCAAGGUAUAAUUUAGAUUUAUUUUUAAAUAUAAUGAAUUAAUAGCUAUUGAAAAUAAACUAUUCUAUUGUUUUAUUUCUCAUUCAAAUAUAUCCAUUAUAUCCUUGAAAAUUGUUGAAAUAAUAAUGUGUGUUGUUUUUGUAAUUGUAAUUUUAUUAUUUAAUAUUUAAACAUGGAUUUACUUAUUUUAUUUUGUUGUUUAGAGCAAUGCAGAAAUCAGGAAAACCACUAAAAGCUAUUAAAGCUCGUUUGAAAGGUAAAGAAGGUAGAAUUCGAGGAAACUUGAUGGGAAAACGUGUAGAUUUCUCAGCUCGUACUGUAAUUACACCGGAUCCAAAUUUACGGAUUGAUGAAGUAGGUGUGCCUCGUACUAUUGCUCAAAAUAUGACCUUUCCAGAAAUUGUUACUCCAUUUAACAUUGAUCAGUAAGUAUCAUGUGUAUUAUUAUUAAGAUAAUCUUUUUAAUAUAUAUAUAUUCAUUCUAAUUUUGAUAUUUUUAGUAUGUUAGAAUUGGUUCGCCGUGGAAAUUCACAGUAUCCUGGUGCCAAAUAUAUUAUACGUGAUAAUGGUGAAAGAAUAGAUUUACGUUUUCAUCCUAAACCUUCAGAUUUACAUUUACAAUGUGGGUAUAAAGUUGAAAGGCACAUUAAAGAUGGUGACUUGGUGGUAUUUAACAGACAGCCUACAUUGCAUAAAAUGAGUAUGAUGGGUCAUAGAGUAAGAGUUUUACCUUGGUCUACAUUUAGAAUGAACUUAAGGUAAAAACUAAUUUUUAAUAUUUAUUUGAUUAAAUUUAUGAUAAAACAUAUUUGCGGUUUAUUAGUUGUACUUCCCCUUAUAAUGCUGAUUUUGAUGGUGAUGAAAUGAAUCUUCAUGUUCCACAGUCAAUGGAAACAAGGGCAGAAGUUGAAAAUAUUCAUAUUACUCCAAGACAAAUUAUUACUCCACAGGCUAACAAACCUGUUAUGGGAAUUGUACAAGAUACUUUGACAGCCAUCAGGAAAAUGACAAAAAGGGAUGUAUUUCUUGAGAAGGUAAUAUGAUAAAAAUAUAAUAUUGCUUUUUGUUAUUAUUUCCAAGCAAUUGGAAAAUAAUUUUUCAGAUUUAUACAUAUUUUUGUCAUAUUAAUCUUAACUUCUUUAAUAAUAUAUUUAAAAUUAAAAAUAAAUAUUUUCUAUAAUUUAAAUAGUUUCUACACCAUUUAGUAAAUUAGUGCUCGUUAAUAGUAGUUUUGAUAAUGAAUUUACUAUUAUCUCUAAAAUUUAAGUAGUGAUUCAUAAAUUAUAACUGGUUUUAAAUUCCGAGUGUAAUGAAGAAGCUAUUUUAUAUUUGAACCAAUAACUAUUAUUCCAAGUACAUUUAUGAUGUAUUUAUAUUAAGCUUAAUAUAGCAUUUUAAUUUAUAAUUUAUAUAAAGUACAUAUGAUUUUUAUUAUUUUUCUAAUUUUUAAUUUGUUAGUGAAAAUUAUAACAAAACAAAAUUAUUAAAAAAUUAUGAUAAUUGUAGAACUUAAAAGAAUUUUGAUAUUAUUGAAUUCAAUACAUUAUAAUAAAAAAUGGUCAUUAAUAAUAGCAUUAUAUUAAUUUUGUUUUUAUCUCUAAAGCAUAAGAAAAUAAAAUUGGAGGUUUCUUAAAGAUUUUAGAUUUUAAUUAUGAAAUACCAUAUUAAUUUUGAACCUUUAACUAAAUAUUAACAUAUAUUUUAUAAAACCAGUGCUCGUUAAUAAUAGUACUGUUUAUAGUUUUACUAUUAUCUCCAAAACACUGGAAAAGAAAUUAAUCAUUCAAGAGUAUAAUUGUCAUGGUUUAUUUUUUUUAAAAUUAAAACCAAAAACUUAUUAUAUUCUUUAAACAUUAAUUAUACUCUUUUGUUAAACAAACAUGUAUUGUUUAAAAUUGUAGAAGAGGUACUUUUCCAUUAUCUUAUUAAUUUAAUAAUUUGGAUAUUAUUCAUAUUUUUAGAAAAUUGUAUAUAACAAUUAUAAUAGUUAAUUUGGUUGAUCUAUGAUACAUAAAAAAAAAUAUUAUUACAUUAGUUUCAUUCACUUUACAUUUGGAUCUAUGAUACAUAAAAAAAAAUAUUAUUACAUUAGUUUCAUUCACUUUACAUUUGGUAUUUCAUUCACUUUACAUUUGGUAAUUGUAGAAUAGUAAUUUGGAUAACAUUUUAUUAAUUGAUAUGUUAAACUAUAAACCAAUGCUCGUUAAUGAUAGUAUUAUAUUACUUUUGCUAUUAUCUCCAAAACAUUGGAAAAUAAAAUUGGAGGUUCCUUAAGGAUUUUAUAUUAUAAUUAUGAAAUACCAUGUAAAUUUUUAACCUUCAACAAAAUAUUAAUAUAUAUUUUGUAAAACCAGUGCUCGUUAAUAAUAGUACUGUUUAUAGUUUUACUAUUAUCUCCAAAACACUGGAAAAGAAAUUAAUCAUUCAAGAGUAUAAUUGCCAUGGUUUAUUUUUUUAAAAUUAAAACCAAAAACUUAUUAUAUUCUUUAAACACUUAUUAUACUCUUUUGUUAAACAAACAUGUAUUGUUCAAAAUUGUAGAAGAGGUACUUUUCCAUUAUCUUAUUAAUUUAAUAAUUUGGAUAUUAUUCAUAUUUUUAGAAAAUUGUAUAUAACAAUUAUAAUAGUUGAUUUGGUUGAUCUAUGAUACAUAAAAAAAAAAUAUUAUUACAUUAGUUUCAUUCACUUUACAUUUGGUAAUUGUAGAAUAGUAAUUUGGAUAACAUUUUAUUAAUUGAUAUGUUAAACUAUAAACCAAUGCUCGUUAAUGAUAGUAUUAUAUUACUUUUGCUAUUAUCUCCAAAACAUUGGAAAAUAAAAUUGGAGGUUCCUUAAGGAUUUUAUAUUAUAAUUAUGAAAUACCAUGUAAAUUUUUAACCUUCAACAAAAUAUUAAUAUAUAUUUUGUAAAACCAGUGCUCGUUAAUAAUAGUACUGUUUAUAGUUUUACUAUUAUCUCCAAAACACUGGUAAAGAAAUGUAUCAUUCAAGAUUAUUAUGGUCAUGGUUUGUUUUUUUAAAGUAACCCCAAUACCUAUUAUAGUCUUUAAACAUUUAUUUUGCCCCUUGAAUGUUUAAUAAACAUAAUAUAAUACCCCAUAUUCAUAUACAUGAUUUCUUUUUAUCAGUGCAUUAAUAUAAGAUAGUACCUACUUUAUUAUUAUAUAUUGAUGAUGGUAUUUAUAAUUUAUUUUUUAAGGAACAAAUGAUGAAUUUAUUAAUGCAUCUACCAAUCUGGGAUGGAAAAAUGCCUACCCCUUGUAUUCUUAAACCAAAACCAAUGUGGACAGGAAAACAACUAUUUUCUCUGAUUAUUCCUGGAAAUGUAAACAUGAUACGUACUCAUUCUACUCACCCUGACGAUGAAGACAAUGGACCAUACAGAUGGAUAUCGCCUGGAGAUACAAAAGUACAAUUUAUAAUUAAUUAAGACUGAAUGUUAGUUAAUUUGUUUUGGCAAUACAAAUUAUUAUAUAGAUGACAUUAAUUUUAGAUUCUGAGUAUAAUAUAGAAACUAUUAGUUUUACUAAGUGUUUUUUUCUUAGGCAAACACUUACAGUUAUUAAAAAUAAUGAUUUUUUGUCUGAUGGUACUUUAUUUGUAAUAUUUGUUUGAAUUUAAAAUACUUUUUUCAAAAAAUUGCUUUUUGUCUUUUUUUAUAAUAGUUUUAAUGAGAUAUUAAUGAUUUAAUUUUUUAUUAACAGAGUUACUUAAAAUAUAUAAAAUGUUUUUAAUGAAAAUAAUUUAUCAAAAUGUUCAAUAGUUUACCUAAAAAUUAAAAAUUUGGUUAAAACUGAAAUAAAAUAGUAGUUGAUUUUUUAGAUUUUUUAUUUGGGUUUGGGUUCAGUUUUUGUUUUAUGGAUUCUGAGUAAAGUUUUUAAUUAUUGCUAUCAUUAACUAUGAUUUUAAAUAAAUUACAAAGUAAAAUAUUUUAUUUUUAGGUAAUGGUAGAACACGGUGAAUUGGUCAUGGGAAUAUUAUGUAAGAAAACUUUAGGUACUUCAGCUGGAUCUUUACUUCAUAUUUGUAUGUUAGAAUUGGGACAUGAAGUGUGUGGUCGAUUUUAUGGUAAUAUUCAGACUGUGGUUAAUAACUGGUUAUUGUAUGAAGGUAAUUUAUACUUUAUUCUUAAUAAAUAAAGUUUAUUAAUAUUAUUAUUAUUACAUUUUUUUAAUGGAAUUCUUAUUUUCUAUUCCAGGUCAUUCUAUUGGUAUUGGGGAUACUAUUGCUGAUCCACAGACAUAUUUAGAGAUUCAAAAGGCAAUUAAAAAAGCCAAAGAAGACGUUAUUGAAGUUAUACAGAAAGCUCAUAAUAUGGAUCUUGAGCCAACACCUGGUAAUACUCUUCGUCAAACUUUUGAAAACCAAGUAAACAGAAUUCUGAAUGAUGCUCGUGACAAAACUGGAGGUUCUGCUAAAAAAUCUUUAACUGAAUACAAUAACCUCAAGGCUAUGGUUGUGUCAGGUUCUAAAGGAUCAAAUAUUAAUAUUUCCCAGGUAUAUUAUUCUUAUUUAUAUUUAGAUUUUAGUCGUAUUUAGUAUGCAUUAUAGAUUAAUAUAAAUGCUUUUGUAGGUUAUUGCUUGUGUAGGUCAACAAAAUGUUGAAGGAAAACGUAUACCAUUUGGUUUUCGUAAACGAACAUUACCACAUUUUAUUAAAGAUGAUUAUGGUCCUGAAUCAAGAGGGUUUGUUGAAAAUUCAUAUCUUGCUGGAUUAACACCUUCCGAGUUCUUCUUUCACGCCAUGGGAGGGCGUGAAGGUCUAAUUGAUACUGCUGUCAAAACUGCUGAAACAGGUAUUACUUUAUUUUUUAUUGUAACAUCUAUAUUAUAAUUUAAAUUAUGUUAUGUUAAAUAAGAUGUUUUUUUUUAGGUUAUAUUCAAAGACGUUUGAUCAAAGCUAUGGAAUCUGUUAUGGUCCACUAUGAUGGUACUGUUCGUAACUCUGUUGGUCAGUUGAUUCAAUUGCGUUAUGGAGAAGAUGGUCUUUGUGGAGAGGCAGUAGAAUUCCAGAGUAUUGCUACUAUAGAACCAUCGCACAAGAAAUUUGAAAAUGAAUUUAAAUUUGAUGUUUCAAAUGAAAGACAUAUGAGAAAAAUAUUUACUGAAGAUGUAUUAAAAGAUCUGAUGGGUAGUAAUGAUACUGUAGCUGAAUUGGAAAAAGAAUGGGAACAAUUAAAUAGUGAUAGAGAUACUCUUAGAGAAAUAUUUCCUUCAGGUGAAAGCAAGGUGGUAUUACCUUGUAAUUUGAAACGAAUGAUUUGGAAUGUACAAAAAAUUUUCCACAUUAACAAACGAGGACCAACAGACUUGAAUCCUGUAAAAGUAGUAAAUGGUAUGUUAUAACACACACACACACACACACACACAUAUAUAUAUAUAUAUAUAUAUAAUAUUUUUCUUUAGAAAUUAAAAUACAAUUUGUAAUAGUAAGAAAGAUUUUACCAGCUUUUGAUAACAUAAUAUUUGCUAAUAACAUUUUAUGUACAUAAAAAUCAAUUUUUAAAAUAAAUUACUCAAUAUUUUGAUGUAUUUUAUUUUGUUUGAAAAUAUUUUUUCCAUCUAUUUUCUUAGUAUGCAAGUUUUAAAUAGUUUUAAGAUUAACUAUAACUAAUAAUGAUUUAUAAAGCAGUCUUGUUUUAUACAUUUUACAUGUAAAUUAGAGCUAAACAAUUUAUAAUAAUUUAUUUGGAAAUUUUCGUUAACAUUUAAAAAAAAGAAUAGUUAACUUAAAGUGAAUUAAUUAAUAAUAAUAUCAAAUUAUGACUUUAAUGUUAAAAUAAUAUCUCAUUUUUUCAUUUUGAAUUAUGUUAAUGGUAUUUUUGCCUUGUUUUUACAGGAGUCAAGGAGCUUUUAGAUAAAUGUGUUAUAGUAGCUGGUCAAGAUCAGUUGAGCAGGCAAGCUAAUAAAAAUGCUACAUUAUUGUUUCAAUGUUUAGUACGUUCCACUUUGUGCACUAAAUUGGUAUCUGAAAAUUUUCGUUUAUCUUCUGAAGCAUUUGAAUGGUUAGUUGGUGAAAUUGAAAACAGAUUCAAACAGGCCCAGGUGCGUACAUUUUGAUUAAUAACAAUAAAAUAUAAUUUUGAUAAUUUUUAUUUUGUAGGCACAACCUGGUGAAAUGGUUGGAGCAUUGGCUGCACAAAGUUUGGGAGAGCCUGCUACUCAAAUGACAUUGAAUACUUUUCAUUUUGCUGGUGUAUCUUCUAAGAAUGUAACUCUUGGAGUACCUAGAUUGAAAGUAAUUUAUAUAUACAAUAUUGAAUAUACAUAAAUAAUCACUAUGUAUUAUACAUCAUACAUAAUAGUUGUUGUGUAAUUUUUAGGAAAUUAUUAACAUCAGUAAAAAACCCAAAGCACCAUCACUAACUGUAUUUUUGACUGGGGCAGCUGCGAGAGAUGCAGAAAAGGCCAAAAAUGUAUUGUGUCGUCUUGAACAUACAACUUUACGUAAAGUUACCGCAAACACAGCUAUUUAUUACGACCCUGAUCCUCAAAAUACAGUUAUUAGAGAGGAUCAGGAAUUUGUAAAUGUUUACUAUGAAAUGCCUGAUUUUGACCCGACACGGAUUUCCCCAUGGUUGUUACGUAUUGAAUUGGAUAGGAAAAGAAUGACUGGUAUUUAAAAAAAAAAAGUCUUAGAAUAUUUACAACAAAAUGAAGACGUACUUAUUUAUAUUUAAUAUUUAAGAUAAAAAAUUGACAAUGGAAGCCAUAUCAGAAAAAAUCAAUGCUGGAUUUGGAGAUGAUCUUAAUUGUAUAUUCAAUGAUGACAAUGCUGACAAGCUGAUUUUACGUAUUCGUAUAAUGAAUGGCGAGGAUGGAAAAAUGAAUGGCGGUGAUGAUGAAGAUACUGUUGAUAAAAUGGAAGAUGAUAUGUUCUUAAGAUGUAUUGAAGCAAACAUGUUAUCUGACAUGACUUUACAAGUAAGUAAAACUAUAUAUAAGAAUAAUUUAUUUUAAUUUAUUUUUUAUUUUUUAUUUUCCUACAAAUUAGGGAAUUGAUGCAAUUGCAAAAGUGUAUAUGCAUUUGCCUCAAACAGAUUCCAAAAAAAGGAUUGUCAUAACUGAUACUGGUGAAUUUAAGGCAAUCGCCGAUUGGUUAUUGGAAACUGACGGAACAAGUUUGAUGAAAGUGUUAAGUGAAAGAGAUGUUGAUCCUGUGAGAACAUUCUCAAAUGACAUUUGUGAAAUAUUUUCGGUUAAGUUUAUACUUAAAAUUAUAAUAAAGACAUUGUUAAUAAUAUGGUAUUUAAUUUCAGGUUUUGGGUAUUGAAGCUGUACGGAAGUCUGUAGAAAAAGAAAUGAACACUGUAUUGCAAUUCUACGGUCUUUAUGUAAACUAUCGUCAUUUGGCAUUGUUGUGUGAUGUUAUGACUGCAAAAGGUCAUUUAAUGGCUAUUACUAGACAUGGUAUUAAUAGACAAGAUACUGGUGCAUUAAUGAGGUGAAAUUGAACGUUGAUUUAUUUAUAUUAUGUACCAGAAGAGGUCGAAAUUAUAUGCUCUUAAAAUCCACAAAAAAAUGGAUUAAAUAUAUAUUAAAAAAAAGUUAACAUGAUACAGGUGUUUAAAGUUUCUCUCUAAUGGUGCUAAUGUAUUCAAUACAAUUAUCUUAAAUAAUAUACACAAAGUGACUUGAAAAAAAUUACAUAUUACACAAAAUUAUUACUUUGUGUUUAUCAUUUUUGUAGUUUUAGAAAAAUGUAUUGAAUAAGUUAAAGCCCUUAUGUUUCUAAACAUAUUCUUGUGAAUUUUAAGAGAAAUAGAUUUGGUGUCUAUCCAUCUGUAAUAAUUAAUAUUAACUAAUAAUAUGCUAUUUGUAUUCAGAUGUUCGUUUGAAGAAACAGUUGAUGUAUUGUUGGAUGCCUCUUGUCAUGCUGAAGUUGACCCAAUGAGGGGAGUAUCAGAGAAUAUUAUUAUGGGACAGUUGCCUAGAAUGGGAACAGGUAAAUUAUUACUUUUUUAUACAAAACAAGUUUUACUGUUGAAGAAAUCCUCUUCCAGUCUUCUUCAUUUGCUGUUAUCUUCCCCUAGUCCACAUUUUCUCGUUUUCUCCUAAUAUACUUGAUAAGUCCUACUUACCUAAUAUAAUCUUUCAAAAUAAAACAAAUUGUAUUGAAUGUGUUUGUUAUAGGUUGUUUUGAUUUACUUUUGGAUGCUGAAAAAGCUAAAGACGGUAUAGAAAUACCAAUGGAUAAUGGUUACAUGGGUGUAGGUGGUGGUGGCAUGUUCAUGGGUGCUGGCACACCUUCUAUGUCACCUGCUAUGACCCCGUGGGAUCAAACAUCUACACCAAUUUAUCAAAAUAACUGGUCUUCAAGUAGGGCACUUUUUACAAAGAUAGUAAAAUAUACAAAUUUUAUUAAUUUUUGGCUAUUUCUUUAAAGGUUUAGAAGCUGGUAUGACACCUGGUGGACCUGGGUUUUCACCUGCUGGUUCAAGUGAAACUAGUGGGUUAUCACCAUACUGGAUGACAACUGGAGGAACACCUGGCAGUCCUGGAUCACCAGGCAUGGCUACUAGUCCAUAUGUGCCAAGUCCUAGUUCCAUGUCACCAAACUAUAAUUUCCCAACCAGCCCACAGAACUUUGGAGCCUUGUCACCUUCUAUGACUCCAACUAAUUAUUCACCAACAAGUCCACAAUACUCUGCUACUCAACAAAACACUCCAAAAUAUUCAUCUAUGUCUCCCAGCUACAAUUAUUCCCCCACCAGCCCGUCGUACUCGCCUACUAGUCCUUCGUAUUCUAACAAUUCAUAUUCACCAACAAGUCCUUCGUAUGUAUUUAAAUAUUUUUAAAAAAAUUAGUGACAAAUGUAACAAAUCUAUUUAUUUUUCAGGUACAGUCCAACGUCUCCGUCCUACAGUCCUACAUCGCCUUCUUACAGCCCAACUUCUCCAUCAUACAGUCCAACAUCUCCGUCAUACAGUCCAACAUCUCCAUCGUAAGUUGAAUUUUGAUUCGGUAUAUUUUAUUACAAUUAUAAAUUUAAAAUUAAAUAUUCCAUUUUUCAUUUGCAGGUACAGUCCUACAAGUCCUUCAUACAGCCCAACAUCCCCGUCUUACAGUCCAACAUCUCCAUCAUAUAGCCCAACUUCCCCAUCGUAAGUAUUUAUAAUUUAUGUACACAGUUCAAACUAAAGUAUGUUAAAAUAUUGAACACAGCAACAUAAUUAUGUUGUUCAAAAGCAGAAAAUUAAAAUUAAUCUUAAUUUUGAUACGCUAACUUUUAUUAUUUUGAAACUAAUACAUUUUAUUAAAGUAGAUUUUAGAUUUUGAGCGUAAAUAUUAAUGCAUUGUUAUACCCCAGAUUUUUCAAUUGAUGGAAGGGACAAGCUAUAAAAACUAAAAAAAAAAAAAAUAUAAUAAAGUAGUGUACUGUAUUAAUAUAUUCUUUUUUGUAUAAUCCUUAAAUUCACACUUUGGUGGAAAUCUUAAAAAUUAUGGCAUUUCAAAACAGGUUUAACUUCACUUCACUCAGAAUUGUAUUUCGACAUCAAUGAUUAAUCAUUCUGUACAGUUAUAAAUUAAAUAACUAUAUAUUCUACCUAACUUACUCUCCUUCUAUAAUAGUUGAACAUCCAUUAGUGGUAUUAGCUUUUGAUUUGUUAUGUUUAUUGUUUAUUACUUACAUAGGUACAGCCCAACCUCGCCGUCGUACAGUCCGACUUCUCCAUCUUACAGUCCAAGUUCUCCUCAAUAUACGACAUCUUCACCAUCGUACACACCAAGUGCUUCAUCGGGUGGCAGCAAUUACAAAUAUUCGCCAACAUCGCCAUCAGUUGUUAGCCCCACUUACUCUCCUACCAGUCCAAUGUAUUCACCUUCGAGUGCUUCAUAUUCUCCAUCGUCUCUACAGCACACACCAAAUGCUGGUGUUACACAGUACAAUCAAACAUACAGUCCAAGUUCACCAAUUUAUUCCCCUACCAGUUUUUCAUUAGCUGCUAGUCCAAGGUAAGAAAAAUAAUUUUAAAUCUGUCAAACAUUGUUGUCUAUAAUUGAUUUAUUUUAGGUACUCUCCAACAUCACCUACGUUUUCGCCUGGAGUUGGUAGUCCAAAUUAUUCUCCAUCUUCACCAAGUUAUUCUCCAACAUCUCCAAAUUUUACUGGAUCAGAUGAAAAUUAAAAUUAAUCUCUUUUUUACAUUUUGCCUUAUUUUUUUGUAAUGGAACAGGGUAUACAAUUGUUGAAAUGUGUUAAA